This is a messenger RNA of Recurvomyces mirabilis, 966 nucleotides long. It is a transcript of the gene PHO85, whose product is annotated as negative regulator of the PHO system. The coding region runs from base 1 to 966 and encodes 321 amino acids. Gene Ontology annotation, biological process: protein phosphorylation. Gene Ontology annotation, cellular component: cytoplasm; nucleus. Lineage: Eukaryota; Fungi; Ascomycota; Dothideomycetes; Mycosphaerellales; Teratosphaeriaceae. Gene Ontology annotation, molecular function: ATP binding; cyclin-dependent protein serine/threonine kinase activity. The record is from RefSeq and is a predicted model, not a curated record. The transcript has 2 exons.
AUGGACAAGAGACAUCCGAAUAGCUUCCAGCAGCUGGAGAAGUUGGGCGAGGGAACGUAUGCGACGGUCUUCAAAGGCCGAAAUGGCCAAACCGGCGCCUUCGUGGCUCUCAAAGAAAUCCACCUCGACAGCGAAGAAGGCACCCCCUCAACGGCCAUCCGCGAAAUCUCCCUCAUGAAGGAACUUAAACACACCAACAUCGUCAGCCUCUACGAUGUUAUUCACACCGAGAACAAGUUGAUGUUGGUGUUUGAGUACAUGGAUAAGGAUCUCAAAAAGUACAUGGACAGCUACCAAUCACCCACCAACCCAUCCGCGCCCCGAGGAGCCCUGGAUCCAGACGUGAUCAAAAGUUUCAUGUACCAGCUCCUCCUAGGAACAGCUUUCUGUCACGAAAACCGCGUCCUCCACCGAGACUUGAAGCCCCAAAACCUCCUGACCAACACAUCCGGCCAACUAAAACUCGCCGACUUCGGCCUCGCCCGCGCCUUCGGAAUCCCUGUAAACACCUUCAGCAACGAAGUCGUAACCCUCUGGUACCGCGCCCCGGACGUCCUCCUCGGCUCCCGUACCUACAACACCAGCAUCGAUAUCUGGUCCGCCGGCUGCAUCAUGGCGGAAAUGUACACCGGCCGGCCUCUCUUCCCCGGCACGACAAACGAAGACCAACUGCUCAAAAUCUUCCGUCUUAUGGGAACACCGUCCGAGAGGUCCUGGCCAGGGAUUACGUCGUUUCCGGAGUACAAGACUACCUGGCCGGUGUAUGCUACGCAGGAACUACGAGCGAUUUUGCCGCAGGUCGAUGCGUUGGGCAUCCAGUUGCUAAAUUCGAUGUUGCAGGUGAGACCGGAGAUGAGGUGUUCCGCUCAGCAGGCGUUGGCGCAUCCGUGGUUUGCGGAUGUGUAUCCCCAGGCUAGGAAAGGGGAGGCGCUAGGAGGUCAAGGUGGGGGGUUCAAGGGCAUGUAG